Sus scrofa (pig) is the source of this 6505-nucleotide messenger RNA. It is a transcript of the gene POFUT2, whose product is annotated as protein O-fucosyltransferase 2. Gene Ontology annotation, molecular function: peptide-O-fucosyltransferase activity. Gene Ontology annotation, biological process: protein O-linked glycosylation via fucose. The record is from RefSeq and is a predicted model, not a curated record. Lineage: Eukaryota; Metazoa; Chordata; Mammalia; Artiodactyla; Suidae.
GCUUCGUGGGGACGGGGCAGCGGCUGGGGCUGUGCCUGCGUGUCGUGCGCGCUCCAUCCUGCCGGCCCCGGAGCGCCCGGCCUGGCCCAUGGGGGGCAGCUGGAGGGUGAGACCUGGCCCCCACCCCCCGAGCCAGGGGCCCUGCGGUGGCGCUCGAGGAGAGCGCCCGGGGGGGCGGGCCGCGCCCGCUGUCCUCAGGCUGCUGCUCAGAGCGGCUGUGCGUCCGAGCCUCGUGACGGGGUCCUGGUCCCCUGCUGGUGGGAGGGAGUGGGCGUCACACCCGGACCCUGCCGCAGGCCCCUGUCCCAGGAGGGGUGGACGCGGGUGCAGAGCACCUCGGGCCAGGCGAGGCCAGGAGGGUUUUGAAAUGACCCCCAAGGUGACUGGCCUGGGGGAGGAGCGCUGCCCCCACGGUCACCCUGCACGUCAGGCGCUCCCCCCCCCCCAGGGAACCCGAGCGGCGGGCGGUCGGUGGGAGGAACGGCCCAGCUGCUCCUGCCCCACCGCCCUGGAGGCCGCUCUGGCUUCUCCCGCUGGACGUGGGUCUGUGCCCCUGGUGCCUCUCAGAAGCAGGAAUCCGGCCGCCUGGCCUCUGCGCGACACCAGGGCCGUCAGCAGAAAGGGACGCGGGGCUCAGAUGAGUCACACACAGGCUUUGGUGUGUGAGUCUCCUCGGGAGGGGCUCGUGCUUGGUGGCUGUGCCGGGGUCCAGCCCAGCAGCCGGGGACUGUCCCGAGGAGGAGGGCGGAGGGCGGCAGCGCAGGGCUAACGGAGACGCGCGCUCUCUAGUGGUGCUCGCGCAGCCUCGACUCUGCUGCUGGACAGCAGUGACUUCCCGGGAGAAAAGACGCCAGCUUGCGGAAGCAGCACGGGGUAGCGGUGGAGAAGCGUGUUGCCCGGGCAGGGCGCGCCCUAAACCCACCGGAAGACGACCAGGUCCGUGAUGUUGGACCGAGCCGAGACCCUCCUGCACGACCACUACGGGGGGAAGGAGUACUGGGACACACGGCGCAGCAUGGUGUUCGCCAGGCACCUGCGGGCGGCGGGCGACGCAUUCCGGAGCAGUCGCCUCAACUCCACCGACGCGGCCGACAGGACCCCCUCCACGGAGGACUGGACUGAGAGGAAGGUCCAGCUGGGCUCCUCGCUGGGCGGCCCGUACCUCGGCGUGCACCUGCGCAGGAAGGACUUCAUCUGGGGGCACAGGCAGGACGUGCCCAGCCUGGACGGGGCCGUGAGGAGGAUCCGCAGCCUCAUGGAGGCGCACCAGCUGUCCAAGGUGUUCGUGGCCACAGACGCCGUCAGGAAGGAGCUGGAGGAGCUCAAGAGGCUGCUGCCGGAGAUGCUGCGCUUCGAGCCCACGUGGGAGGAGCUGGAGCUCUACAAGGACGGCGGCGUGGCCAUCAUCGACCAGUGGAUCUGCGCGCACGCCAGGAGGAGAGAGAGAUCCUGGGCUUGGACCCCACGACCACGUACAACCGGUUCUGUGGGGACGAGGAGAAGGCGUGCGAGCAGCCCACGCACUGGAAGAUCGCGUACUGAGCGGCUUCCCCGGGCCUGCGUUAUCCUGGGGUGUGUGCACCCCGGCCGGGGGCUGGGAGGCUGUCGCCCCUUGGGUCUCAGGCCUGGAGCCGCACCGUGUGUGCCCCACGCUGUCGUUGCGGUGACCCGGCACCGCCACAUCCCUGGGAUUCGGGCUGUGUUUGCGUCGGGACCUGGAACCGCGCCUGCCCAGCCAGCGGGACCCCGUGACACCACGGAGGUGCCGGCUUGUCCUUCGCGACCCUGGCCUGGAGGGCUUUCCAGCAGCGGCGCCCGGGCUGCUCCCAUCCUGGGGGCAGGUGGCCAUGGCGCUGCCCCUGCCCGGAUGGGGCGCGCCGUCCUUUCACCCCCCGUGGCGGCCCCAGAGCAGAGCCCUGAGUGCUGCCGUCCCUGCGCGGGGGCGCGUGCGGCCUUCACAGCAGGCGGAGCAGGUCGAGGCCUUUGGGGGCCUGUGACACCCUGUGCUCCUCCCACCUCUACACACACACACCCCCACCCCACCAGCCAAAGCACCAGGACGUUCCUGGCAGGUGUGGUUUGUGUGCUCACCCGGGCAGCCCCUUCCUGGCUGUUGGCAGGGUCGCCCUGGUGUCUGGCCUGUGACGGGCGCAGCAGCAGCAGCAGCACCGGGAGCGGCCGGGUGCUGGUCCUAGAAGCCCUGCUCCCCUUGGGCAGGGGUGGGGCCGAGAGGAGAGCGGUCGCUCCAGCCUCAGUGGCAUCUCAGCACGGCCACCACCAGGGCACUGCCUGGGGCCCCCGCCAGGCCCCUCUGACCCUGCGCCCCCAAUUCCCACCACACCUGGUGAUUGGCGAGAACCCGAGCUCAGCCUGGAGCCUGCAGAGCCCUCAAGUCCAGGGCCCCCAGAGCACGAGCCCUUCCUGUGUCUCCUCCCGAGGUGGCCCCGUGCUCGGGCUGGCCCGUGGUGUCACAGGUGUGCAGGGAGAAGGACCAGGUGUUUAUUCUUCCCCUGUUUGUACACCGAACGCUGAUAAAGUGAGUUUUCUAGAAAUGUCCUCCUACCGUGUGUCCUCUCGGCAGAGCCAGGCUGGGCGUUUGGUGUGGCCGUCACCUUUCUUAAGCAAAGCAGCUGCUUUGUCUUCGUCCGUGGCUUUGUGGGCGUGAGCACGUCGGGGGGCGCCAGCCUGGCAUCGCCUGCACGCCUGGCUCUUUGUCCUUGGACAUCAGCUGCCAGGCUUCUUCAGGAAGCACCUGCGGUUCUGGGAACCUGAGGGCUGCCCGGGAGCUUGUGCACCCUGCGGGAAGGGCCAGCCCGCCCAACAUCCUUUCAGAGGGCGGGGAGCGGUGGGCUUGGGGAGCCGGGCGGGCGCUGAGGCCGCGCCUCGGAGACGCCACAGGGGGAGCAGGAGUGAGUCUUGGGGGGCAGUGGGCUGGGGUGGGAGCCCCUGGGGCGUCUGAGUGGGGAAGGGUCAUAGGCCGGGGGCAGUGAGGGGGUCUCAGCUGGGAGGACGGCGGAGCUGGUUUCCAAGGGGCCGGGGGCCUGUGGUCUCGGCCAAGUGGAGGGGGCAGGGCAGCAGUCCUUGGAAUUGCAGAAAUGGGGCCAGUGGAAGAGGAGGGGCCGGAGGGGCUGUGGGCCGUCGGAGCCUCCGGCGGAAGCCUCCCACCAGUCACGCCUGGCGUUGGCACCCUCAACGGGCACGUGCCCAAGAGGCCCUUGGGUGGACCGGCAGCCGCCCUCUGCAGGCCACAGGCUCCCGGACAGGGACCCACCUUACGUCUGGAGCUGCCCUCGCUGGGCACUGGGUGGGGCUUAUAAACCGGCUGGUCAUGGAGGGGCCCCUGACGCCGCAGGCCUGGAUGGUCCCCUUGCUGAUGGGACAUCAGGGGAGCUCGCUGCCACGGAGCCCGGGGCCUGGCGGCCAAGGGGAGGCGGCGAGGCGGCCUGUGUCCUUGGAGCUUUCCUCAUGCUCAUCGGCCUCGCGAAGCCCAGGGCUCUGCAGAGACCCUGCAGCAGCUGACUUUCCGUCCCACUAAAGGUGGACGGGCACCGUUCCUUCCUCAACGAGGACCGUGGGCCUCCCGGGAGCAGCGGGCUCCCGGCAGGGUGGCUCUGCUCGUGGGCUCUGGCGGUCCGGGGCGAGGCCCUCCGCUCGCAAGACACCCUGGACAGGUGCCAGGGCCGUGGAUGGGGAGGGCAGACCUGGCCGCUGACCUCAAGCCGAAGGACCACUCGGGGUCCUGCAUCUCGACCAGGCCCUCCAGGAUGGAGGAUGGUUGGGCCCAGGGGCGUGUGUGAGGCGUCACCUGUGACCAUAGUGGGGGGGGGUCACUGCGGUUCUCACGGUCGUGCGGUCUCCACCCAGCAGCCAGCUGGCGCAGUCCACCCACAGACCCGCGGCUCGCGCACCUGUGUGCGUGUGUGUGCAUGUGUGCGCACGUGCACUCGCUCGCACCUGUGCGGUCUGGGGACUCGCGUGCGGGUUCAUGGGUCCAGCGCCACAGCCAAGCUCUGGGCAGUUCCCUCGAGGGCCCCCCUUGAGAGCCACAGCCCCUCCCACCGGCAGCUGUGAAGCAUCCCCGCCCUCCCCCCGCAGGCGGCCCCUUCACCCAUCUGCGUGUCACCCACUCGAGUGGGGUGUCAUCCCAGCAUAGCCUAAGUCAGGAAAGCAGCAUGGAACAUUCCGGGCCGUCCAGCUUCCCGUGGGGCUGGUUCUCUGGGCGGCGGGCUGCCACCAUCGCGUUUUUCUACUUCAGGAGCGGUCGCUGCAUUUGGACCAAGCGCGCAUCCUGGGUGCCCUCUGGGCUGCAGGGAGGACCCGCCGUCCCCUGCGGUCUCCGUCCGCGCCCCCACCCCAACCCGGUCCUGAGCGUCCUGUGGGGGAGGAGCCGGGAGGUUGGGUGUCCGGCAGGUCACCGCUGGGUGGAGAGAGGGGCCAGCGACACCCCCUCAGAGGACCGUCGGGGGCGCGUGGGGCGCACGGGGCCAACCAGCGCCUGGCCUGGCGGGAGAGCCUUGGAGGAGGGGCAGCCCUGCGAGGCCCUGGGCGGGGAGGCACCUGCUUGCUGGGGAAGUGGAGGCAGGUCCCAGUCCUGAGGCCAGUGGCAGAGGUCCGCGCUGUUGGGGGGUGGGGGCGGGGAGGAGCCCCGUGAGAGACUUUUGCAGGUGGAGGCGAGUAGGGGACCCUGUCAGAUGGGGAGGAGCAGGUGGGAAGUGACCGGAGCCGAGGGCCAAGCUGAGCUACUCCAGCCUGCGGCCACCGGGUCGGGCGCCCCCUCUCCUGGGGGGACUUAGAGGCUGUGAGUCACACAGUGCGGGGGGGUCCCCCCCAGCUCUCCUCCACACCUCCCAGGCCUCCUCCAGCUGACAGGCUCGCCUCUCCUACCCAGGGGCUCCCACCUCCCCCCCACCCCAAGCUCCUGCACCCACACCUCCCCCCACCCACACCUCACGUUCCUGCACCCGCGCUUCCCACCACCUCACCCUCACCCCAAGUGAUAAGGGGAGUGGCUGCAGCAGGCGCUCCCUGGCCACAGCUCUGGGUCCCGGCGUCUCAGGACAGAGGGUGGCACAUCUCGCCCCGAAAUGCUGUGAUGGUGUCACCAUGGCAACAGCAGGCCUCCCGAAAUAAAUCGAUGUCAGGUCCCUGGGGACAUGGGGAGGGGUGGACACGGGGGAAAGGACGGAGACUAGCGGCUGUGGGGACAGCAGGGUCCCACAGGGUCGGACCGGGUAACCAGCACUCGGGGCGGGGGGCGGGGGGGCGGCCUGUCUGGGUUUCAGCGUCUCCAGACUGAGCUUGUCAGAGGGGAAGUGCAGGCACCUGUGAGCGAAAGCGACAGCCAGGUCUACUGGGACAGCAAGAUGUAGGGACACCGUUUUCUUUCCUUUUCGAUAAUCUGACUUUACCGUGAGGAGGGCAGUAAAUGGCAGGAAGAAAGGCGAACCAGCCUCACAGGGCGCCCUCCGCCCCGGGCCCUGCCCUCCCCCCCGGGCUGGGAGCCACAAAGUGCCUAAGAAGAAUAAUCCUGUGUGAGGCCUGACUGUAAGCAAAGCUACAGCAGAGGCUGAAGAAACUGAAGCUGCAAAGCAGUUUCGAAGAUUCCCCCAGCUGAUCCUGUUUAGUAAAAAUUUCUGAAAUAUGAUUUCCUCUUCUGUUCUUGCGCUUCUUUCCUGUCUGAUGCUUAUGUGUGUUGUGAGUCAUUCUUGGCUCAUAAUAUGGGAACUUUCUCAAACUCCUGAGCUUCCACCCAAGUAUGGGCCAUUACCUACUUAUAAACCUAGCCCUUGUCAAAUAGGUUGAAAACAAUUGAACCAUGCAUAAAGAACUUUCCUAAGAAUGGGAAGUUUCCCUUCAGAGGAGUAAUAGUAAAUAUUACGCAGAACUGCCACGUAGGCCUGGGGAUCUUUGUUGGACGCUGGUCCGUCCCCAUGGAGACAGAUUAGGGGGUGGUUUGGGUGUUGCCCAUGGCCCAACAAUUGUGGAUAUUAUAAGACAAGACAUAUUUUUUUCUAUAAUAAACGCUACCUGUUGGGACCCAGCAGGUGGAAAUUAUUAUAAUUGGCAAGAUUUUUUUAAUAUAUAAAUUUUAUAAUUAAUAAAGCUUUUUAUAAUAAGGUUUAUUUAGGACAGUUUAUGUUCGCACAACCUGCUAAUGGUCUGAGGUCAGCCUGACCUCGAAAGCAAGCCAUGUGUGAAUACCCCACUCCCCAUCAAUGGUUAUUCAUGCCUGCUAGAGGAGCACAAUAGGUAGCUUAGGCAAGAAUAUCUAUCACCUUAUGCCAAAUCAUUGUUAAAGUAAAAAUUAGAUACCUAUCAUUCUGCUUGCUAUUUACUUAUUUUCUAAGAAUAAAAGUACAGUUUGUACGUAAUCUUCAUUUAAAAUCUAAAACUAAAAGAAUAGUUUGGAAUAAUAAAUUAACAUAUAUUGUUGUUUGUAUAAUCAUGCAUAAGAGUAAAAUGUAUAAAAGCUGAUGCUCUCCUUUCAAUAAACGGGUCACCUGCA